Messenger RNA from Arthroderma uncinatum, 867 nucleotides. RefSeq lists its product as uncharacterized. Bases 1 to 867 code for a protein of 288 amino acids. NCBI's taxonomy places the organism in Eukaryota, Fungi, Ascomycota, Eurotiomycetes, Onygenales, Arthrodermataceae. The transcript has 2 exons. The record is from RefSeq and is a predicted model, not a curated record.
AUGGACCAACCCGAGGGGGCUGUUGCGGCCCAGGACAACGAAGAUUCAGAGUAUGAAUAUGAAUAUGACCCGUUUGAGGCCGAGACAUUCUACAUCAACCUCGAGCUAUCAUCGGCUAACGGGCUGAUACGGCCGCCGAGAAAGCGAUCCUCUACAAUGCCAACCGACUCACCAAUCGACCCCGCCCUAAACGCGUCCCUCGACGGCGAUGGACAGCACUACAAUACCGACCAAGAGCUAGAGUCGCAAAGCAGGGUGCAAAUCAUGGACCUCCACACGUCCAACCCCAUUGUCUCCUACGGCAACCAGAUAUUCAGCUGUUCUUGGGCAGACAUGAUUGGGACGGAGCUGAUGUUUUCUCGUGCGCCUGAGAGAUUACCCAAUUCUCUCCCCCCGCUAUGGCGGCAUGAGGAUGACUGCGAACUCCUAUGCGCCAACAGGGUUAGGGUCGUGGGCCAAAAGGCGAAUCUCAUCUCUAGCUCUGGCGGCGGCCAGAACGUGCUAGGAAACGACCCGGCAGAGGCCUCUAGGGUGGCGGCGAGUAACCAGGCACGAUUCCUGGCGCGGCUGGCGAAGGCGAAACACGCAAAGGGUGAAACCGACAUGAUCAGGACGGUUUUCCCGCUGAGGAAGAAUCAGAAUCUCGAGGGGAAGAUUGAAGGGUGGAAUAGGACAGAAGCAGCUGUUGCGGAGGUUGAGAGGCUGAAUAAGUUGGCGUUGGAAGGGGAUGCCGAUGCGCUACAUGCACUGGAGCGGAUUUAUUCUCAGAGAAGCGGACAGGGUUCCUACCAAGGCAGCCGUGGGUCUGGGGUGCAGACGGAAUCGACGACUCCUACACCCAGCGAGCCACCGCCUGCAGGGUCUUGA